AUUAUGAAAUGUAAACAAUUCCUUCCUCGUGUUACAAGUACAGUACGUAUAUACAUGUCAUGUACCUCUCAAAUAAACCUUAAUGAUUUUUGACAGAUAUUUCAACUUGUUUAACCGUGCACAUUUAAAGGAAUUAAUCAUUAUAAAUACAAAGAACAUAGCCAAUGGCUUACCCACAGCAAGUAUAUCCCCAACCCCCGGUAUAUGCACAGCCCGCAUAUCCGCAACAAGGAUAUGGACAGCAGUUUGGAGGAUAUCCGCAACAAGGUUACGGUCAACCAGGAUACGGCCAACAAUCGUAUCCUCAAGGGCAAACAAUUAUUGUCACUCAGCCUCAGACAGUUCAACAGCCACAGAACAACAACGACAAAGACCGUGUGGUGCAGUGCUGUUUACUGGCAACAUUAGUGGUAGUUUGCUGCUGCUGUCUGAUGAGUGACUAGGAACCAGGGAAAGUCGAACGCUUGAUUAUGAUACUUUUAUAUUUAGAUACAUGUACAAAUGUAGAACUAUUGUGACAAGAAGGGAUUUUGCAAAAAUAUGACCGAUAUGAGUUUAUGAUUUGACAAAU
This is a messenger RNA of Ruditapes philippinarum (Manila clam), 571 nucleotides long. RefSeq lists its product as uncharacterized. The record is from RefSeq and is a predicted model, not a curated record. The transcript is spliced from 3 exons. Lineage: Eukaryota; Metazoa; Mollusca; Bivalvia; Venerida; Veneridae. Bases 165 to 443 code for a protein of 92 amino acids.